ACAGCAACACCGCGGCGACCUCAGUUUCAGUAGCAGAACAGAAUCAGUGGGAUUCGGUCAAGUCGGGUGCGGAAACUGGAAACGUUCAUUCAUUGCGUAUGCUGCUCGCUUUGCUGUAUGUGUGUGUGUACAUUGUUUACCCUAAAAAAGUUACAAUCUGAAUCUAGUCUCUUCCAUCGGAAGCAACCAACAACAGACAAGUGUGCCCAUACUAUUGUGCAAUAGAAGUUUUGUACUGUGUUAACUCCGGAACGAGAACCUGCUACAGUGAAAAAAGCUGUGGCCUUAAAAAACCAAUCUAUACGAGUACCCUUCAAAGACGGCGACGUUUGUUUUUCUAUGCGCUGAGGAAAGGAAAAUCAAUGCUCUAUCGUUUCGUCUAACACACAAAAAUGGCGUCGCGGCGUCCGCGCGGAUCGAGUUCUUCCACUGCUGCUACUACUGACCCGGACUUGAAAUGGGCAUUUGAUGAGCAGCAUUAGUAAACCACGAAGGAGUCGAAAAAAAUCUUAGAAUCAUUUCGAACAUUUUGGUUCUAUAGGUGGCCCGAAGAUAACUGUCGAUGUGAGUGAGCGAGUAUACGCAACACACGAGUCAAAACCAAAGUUGUCCUUCAAGAGUCUCAAGUAGCUCAAGGUAGUUCACUUUUGGAAAGCAGAUUAGUGUUUAGGAAGAUACACGCGACAACGAUGAGUUCCGGACAGUCCCAGCAAUUUUGCGUGCGAUGGAACAGCCACCUUGGCAGCAUCGGAGCAGCGUUUCCACAGCUAUUGGCUGGCCAAAGGUUUGUGGACGUGACGCUGGCCUGCGAGGGCCACCAGGUGCACUGUCACCGGCUAGUGCUGGCCGCCUGUUCGACCUUCUUCGAGAAUCUGCUCGGCGAAAAUCCGUGCAAACACCCGAUCAUCAUCCUGCCGCGGGAAAUCAAACUGUGGGCCAUCCAGGCGUUGGUCGAUUUUAUGUACAAAGGAGAAGUGAACGUAUCUCAGGCUGGUCUGCCAGAUCUGAUGAAGUGUGCCGAAAUCCUGAAAAUUCGCGGCCUGUGCGGUUCGGAUGCGGCACUUAAUCUCAACCACAUCAACAGCCCCAGCAGUGGUAGCGGAGGAACCGGCAGCUUUAGUAAUAGUGGUAGUACGGUGCCGAUAGGUCCGACUGGUUCGUCGAAUUCAAGUGGCCAAAGAGGAAGCAGCCCUCAACGUGCAGAGCACGGAAAAUUACAGCAGAACAGUGCCCUCAAAGGUACCAAAACUGGUGGCAAUCUUUUGCACAGUCUCAGUCUGCAACCGGUAGCAUCGUCGACGCCAUCGAAGGCAUCUAGUCAACAGCAACUGCAAGAGCGGGAGCCACAAAGCAACCUUCAACAGAGCGGCGACGAUAGCGACAACGGAGGCAGCGGAAAUGAGAUGUGCAUCAAAACGGAAGAUCUGAUAAUAGAUGAAGAUGCUGACAAAUUGGACGAGGAAGAUGAUGUGGAAAUGGAAGGGAACGACAAAAAUCAAGCAGUGGACGACGAUGCCGUCGAGGAUGAAGACAUUGACGACUACAUCGAAGAUGUAGAUCAGGAGGGCCUCCGGCCGCUCGACGAGCAAACUCAAGAACGUCCCGGCAGCCGGACAAGUAACAGUAACAAUGAAUGCACGAUCACCGUCACAGACGACAAUAGCACUGGCUGUACUAGUUAUCGGGCCAAUUCCAAACGGACACCUCAGACGAAACAAGUGACCUCUCUAUCGUCAUCCUCCUCCUCUUCGCCUCCUCCUCCUCCGCCGUCGUCAUCGUUGCUGUCGAUACUAACGCGUGGCUCAAUCCGGGUGAAAUCGAAUGAAAAUCUCUUUGAAAACUAUAAACACCAACAACAGAAACAAAAGCAACAGCAAGAUCAACCACGAGAGCACAGAAUCACUAGGCAAUCCGCGUCACGACAGCACUUUUUCGCGCCUUACGGUGUCGGUGGUAACGGUGGUGACGAUGGUGAUGGUGGUGGUGGUGGUGGUGGUGGCUUAAGUGUUGACGGUGGGACUGAUCCCGGUGUACCCGGUCUUCCCUCUUCUUUAGUGUACAAUCGAAACACGAUGGAUAUCUACGUGAAACCAAAGACAGAUGGAGGCGGUGCCAGCACAGCUAGUAAUCCGGAUAUAUCACUAGAGGAAGCAGGCAGCGAACUCUCCACCGAUGGCUACGAAAACAUUAUUUGUUCCCCCAACUUUCCUCAACUCAGUGUUAGCGCGAUGGGAAGCUAUCAGGACGACGAUUACGACGAUGAGUUCGAUAUACAAAUCCUACCGGAUGAGAACUCACUGACGAACGGGGAGAGCGAUGGUGAUGAGUUGAACUAUCAUCCCCCGCCUUUGCUUCCAUUCGGCAAUUCCGAAACCAGCAUCACACGUGUGCCAUCCGCUGCUACCAAAGGAACGAUGCGAACCAACGGUGGAUCAGGAGGAGCCUUACUCACUCCUCGCCGCUACAGCCGCCAACCGGGUGGACGAGGUGGUAGACUUUUAAGUCGGCUUACCCGCGAUGGUGGAGCCAGCAAAGGAUCCGUAUCCAACGGAAUCGCGAUUCCACCGUCGGCUUUCGUAUUGCGAAACCCGCGAGGUAAUCAACCCCGGUCGUACAAUACGGACGCGUUGUGGUCGGCCUUGAUGGAUGUCAAGGCGGGCGAGAGCAUAUACAGGGCCUCACAAAUCCACAAAGUUCCUCGCAAGACGCUCCGCAACUGGAUGAAACGGUGGGACAUUAAGUCCGCCUACCCGAUGCCCCGGCAGCUAAAGGAAGCCGCCGAGAAGAAGCGCAUCAUCAAAGAACUGACUGAACAGGCGCAACAUCUCAGCGACGAACCAAUACAGUAGUACUAGCGUUUCAUUUCGCCAUAGUGAUAGUGAGUGCGGAACGACUUCCGGAACAGAAGCAGAACGGCAACGGAAACCAAUAUACAUAUUUAUAUAUUCAUUUUAUACAACAAACAAACGCAAAGAGAAUGAUAGUCAGUUAGUCGGUUUGGAAGCAAACCGCAAGGGAAGACAAAGUAAAGAGCCCUAUAAAUAAUUUAAAUCUAUAUAUAUAUUUUCAGUUUUAGAUGCUAAGAUUCGAAUACCAUAGAGAGCGAGAAAGCGAAAAAGUGCAAAACAUUCGUGAGUAAAAAAUGGAACGCAAAAGGUUCAAAGCAAAAUCUAGUUCGGUAGCGUUAAGGUUAUGUUUUUCGAAAGCAUAUAAAUGUAAUGAAUAAAGAAAAAUCUCCUAAUUUUAGUUCUGCUAGUUUACGUACAACAUACACACACACAAACACAUUCAAUGCGAGUGUGGGAUUUGAUUUCCCCCAAAGCAGCACUACCUUGGGUAACACUAAUGUACCAUGGUGUCGCUAGAUCGACGUACUUUUCAUGUAGGAUGUAGUAGACUCUAUUUCUAGUCAAAUGUUGCAAAACCAACACCACUAACAUUUUCCCAAGGGCUUUAUACGAUUCUAGUUUAGGUAAACGCUUUAGUCACGAUCGGUUGCAAUGUACCAUUUUUUACCCCUAUAAGAUAGAAUAUUUCUUCUAAUACGAUAUGUAACGUGUACUGCUAAGUUUUGUUUCGGCACCACUAUUUUUCUAUUCUAGUAGGUACUUAUAAGUGUACGAAACCAUACAGAGUGCGAGCAGAGUUUUAUUUAAUUAUUUUAUUUGAACCAAUCUAGUGUCGUUUCAUCACCAAAAAAAAA
Molecule: messenger RNA, 3703 nt
Organism: Sabethes cyaneus
Lineage: Eukaryota; Metazoa; Arthropoda; Insecta; Diptera; Culicidae
Product: protein bric-a-brac 2-like
Exons: 7
Coding region: 690-2849 (719 amino acids)
Biological process (GO): regulation of transcription by RNA polymerase II
Cellular component (GO): nucleus
Molecular function (GO): protein binding
Source: RefSeq, a predicted model, not a curated record